UCGUUCGCCGCAAAAUCCCGGUGGACGUUCGCGCGACCCACCAUCUCACACAGGUUGUGGCGUACCAGAGGGUCGCGCUCGCGGCGGACCGUGCGGCACAGCAGCAGCUAAGCUCGUGGCGAUGCAGGCGCGCCCACACCCCGCGUGCCUGCCGGGCGGCCGUCCGCUGCCGGGCCUGACAGUGGCGGGCGGCCGGUGCAGGUGCAGCGGCCUCCUCCCCUCGACAGGCCGCAUCAGCAGGCGGGCUCCCGCCGGCCGAGGGGUUGCCACCAGCGUUUGCGCCGUCGACGGGGCUUCCGCCGCGGCCGCCGUCGCCGCGGCCGCCGAUGCCCCGCUCCCGCCCCAGCAGGUCACGUGGCAGAUCGUCGUCGGCGCCGUAGCUGGAGUGACGCCUUUCGUCGUUGCAGGGAUCGAGUUCAGCAAAAGAAUCUUCGCGCAAAAGAAAUGUGAGGUCUGUGGAGGUUCUGGCCUGGUAAUGAAGAAGGACUAUUACGUUCGGUGCCAGGGGUGUGGUGGUUUUCUUCCAUGGCAGUCUUGGAGAAGAUUCUUCACGGGCUGAACGCGCUGUCGUCUAGCCCCCUGGCCCCUGAUCAUCGGUACUUUUACUAGCGCUGUUGCUAAAGAUGGAUAUGGGGAUAUAGGGAAAUUUGUGAGAUACAAGUUGAGCUACUUUGUGCUUCAAGUGUCUUGUCACUAAACCAAGCAGUAUAGGCAUGUAGAAUUGCUCGUGUAUGCCUUCGACUUGCACACAGCCAAAUCGGUGCCGUUUGGGAUAUCUCA
Molecule: messenger RNA, 780 nt
Organism: Panicum virgatum (switchgrass)
Lineage: Eukaryota; Viridiplantae; Streptophyta; Magnoliopsida; Poales; Poaceae
Exons: 4
Coding region: 122-559 (145 amino acids)
Source: RefSeq, a predicted model, not a curated record